Messenger RNA from Ostertagia ostertagi, 189 nucleotides. The record is from the annotation of a GenBank genome assembly. NCBI's taxonomy places the organism in Eukaryota, Metazoa, Nematoda, Chromadorea, Rhabditida, Trichostrongylidae.
GCUGAACGAGUCUCUAAAGAAAAUUCCCGAAGAUCUCGACACCGAUCUGAACUUAGUGCGAUGGAUCCGCGGUUAUCAAGGAGACAUCGAUAAAAUAUGCACGAAUUUCGUCCAUUACGUAUGCUCACGUAAAGCCGCUGGAUUCCUCGGGCGUGACCUCCCAGAAAGUUUUUUCAAAGCCAAGCAUUG